Molecule: messenger RNA, 970 nt
Organism: Rubroshorea leprosula
Lineage: Eukaryota; Viridiplantae; Streptophyta; Magnoliopsida; Malvales; Dipterocarpaceae
Source: the annotation of a GenBank genome assembly
AGCAUCACAUAUUCAUAUAUGAAUUAAUUGCUUCCAGAUAGUGCUGGUUCUUGGAACCAAGCUCCAAGUAAUUGUUGCAAGAAUGGCACUUAAAAUCCAAGAAGAGAGUAGUGUAAUCAAAGGAGCCCCUUUGGUACAACCCAAUGAUGAUCUCUUCUGGUUCAGUCACCCAAAAUUUGUCCUCACUCUUAUGCAUUACACUUUGUUUAUGAAUGCAUUUGAGUUCUCAUUCUUUAUCUGGGUCACGUGGCAAUUUGGGAUAAAUUCUUGCUACCACGAGCACACAGAAAUCAUUGUUACAAGGGUUGUAUUAGCGGUGACAGUUCAAGUCAUGUCUAGUUACAUUACUCUUCCCUUAUAUGCUCUUGUGACUCAGAUGGGAUCAAAUUUCAAGAGUACAGUGUUGGAGAAAGAAACAGCAAAUACCAUAAAACAAUGGCAUGCCGUUGUGAGGCAGAAGAGGAAAAAACAAGAAUCAUCCAACGGUCAUGACUCUUCAUCGAGAGGUAGUAGCAGCAGCAACAGAACUGCAGGUUACUCUGAUUUUCCUUCUCAUCUACAUCGUAUGCCAACUGUUGCGGAAACAUCUACCUUUCCUGCAAAACAUGAGAUUCUUGAAGAAGAUAAUCGAUUAACUCACCAAGGCGCUGGCUCUUCUUCUUGCGUGGAAAUUGAAAUACCCAAUGUCACAUUCUCUAACAGGUUAUCAGAUGAAAUAACAAGUGGUAAGAGUAUGAUGUAAAGUUGAUUUUCUUCUUCUUUAAGGAAAUAGAAAUAUCCAAUGCCACAGUCUCAAUCUCAACCAAAUUAUAUGAUCAUAGUUUAGUUUGGAACCUGCAGCACGUGGUGCAUGUAUGAUGUUCAUAUUUCACUUUAACAUUAAUAGGUGUUACAUCAUUAAUUGUUUGAAUGUUAUAUAUAGUUAUAUUUGUUUAAUAUUAUGUUAUGAUAAUAAAAUUAUAAUUUACGU